Molecule: messenger RNA, 7354 nt
Organism: Sceloporus undulatus (fence lizard)
Lineage: Eukaryota; Metazoa; Chordata; Lepidosauria; Squamata; Phrynosomatidae
Gene: KNTC1
Product: kinetochore associated 1
Exons: 63
Coding region: 621-7181 (2186 amino acids)
Biological process (GO): mitotic sister chromatid segregation; protein localization to kinetochore involved in kinetochore assembly; mitotic spindle assembly checkpoint signaling
Cellular component (GO): cytoplasm; kinetochore microtubule; RZZ complex
Molecular function (GO): small GTPase binding
Source: RefSeq, a predicted model, not a curated record
GCUCGCGUUCUGUGCGUGGGAAGGGCUGAGAGGGAGAGGGGCGUCAGGAAAGAGUAGAGGGGCGCUCCCCCUGGCUGGAGACGGAGCUUCCGGGUUCCUUUUGGGUCGCAUUUCUGGUCGCCUGUCGUGGGUUAGUCCACAAAGGAGCCAGCCGGGGAUUGUGCUUGGAGCGCUGGAACUCCCAGAAUUCCAGAGCCUUGAGCUAAGGCGUGGUGCCAAACCGGGUUAUGUCUCCAGUGUGGAUGCAGCCUAGGGUUCGAAUCCCGGCUCGGCCAUGGAAACCCUCCCUCAUCCUCCUCAGGGAGGCCAACCCCCUUCUGAACAAACCCUAAACCCCGCUGGCUGCCCUUGGGCGAGUCACACUCUCUCCGCCUCCUGAGAGGGCGGCCGUGGCCAAGGCGAAGGAAACUGAGGGUCGCCAUAAGUCAGGGACGACUUGAAGGCGUCGAAAAGGGCCCCUCCCUCAACUACAAAUCCCAGAAUGCCACGGGAGGCAGGAGUUAGCCCUACAAGCGGACCGACCCGUGCUGUGAGAGCGCGGCGCGGGAUUGUGCCAAUGGCAGAAAAGCCGAACCAGUACAGCCACUCUUGACUUUUCCUAGCUCUAGGGGGCCACAAAGAUGUGGGAUGUGGCUGAGUUUUUGCUGAGUGAAGACACAAGAAGCGGGCAACUCAUCCUUCAUUCCAAAGAAGAAAGUCUGUAUCAGCUCAAUGCACUCCUUAAAGUUGCCUCCUCUGAAAAGGUUUCGUCUAACCCAGAGCUGUAUUCCUGCAAGUCGAGGGACGGCUGUCUGUUUGUAGCUGACAGAGCAGUGCUUCUGCUUGAUGAUAUUUGUCAGUCUCUUCGGAUGUUUAUUCAGUUUGAGACUGAGGUGGAUGUUGUUGGCUUGUGUCAAGAAGGGCAGUUCCUUGUGGCUGGGGAGAGAAGUGGCAAGCUACAUCUUAUCCAUGUACCGUCACAGCAAACCCUGUUAACAAACGUAUUAGUUCAAGAAUCUUCAAACAGCAGAACUUAUUUGAACCUUAUUCUGGAGAAAGACAUUUCUGAUGGAGGUACUUACCAUGCAUUUAUUCUCACAAACAGUGGAUUCUUUUGUAUUAUGAACCUCCCAUUUGCCAAAACUCAGGAAGCAAUUGGCAAGAUGGACAUCAGCACUGCAAAGAAGCUCCAAGGCCAGAUGGAAACUUGUUUUAUUUCAACAGAAGCCUAUCAUACCAUUGGCUGCCUUACCGCUUUGACUAAGCACACAGCAGACAAAUUCACUCUGAUAAUAGGGGGUGUAGGUGACUGUGUGAUGUCCGUGUGGGAAGUGAAUCCUAAUAAAAAGCAGAUAUCCCUUGAAAAUGUUGUCGAUUCAACAAUGAUUAGAGCUGCAAAGAGGCUACAGGUUGUUGACAGCUUAUUGUUUAUCUUGGAUAGUGAGAACGUUUUGUCGUUGUGGAAUGUUUACUACCUUACUGUGAUUUGGGACGGCCUUCUGGUUGAUGUUGAAGAAUUCCUUCUGACUUCAGAAUCAGAUUUUUCAGGAACUGCAGGACAGGGGAUUGCCAAUCUUAAACUGGUUGUUUUGACAAAACCUGGAAACAGCAAACAGAUGCGGAACAUCAUGAUUUUUUCACUGCCUGCUAUGCACCAGCUCUACUCUUUGGAAGUAACACAUGUUUCUUCUCUGGUUCAAAGUGGAAUAAAUACUGAUACGAUAUACUUUAUCGAAGGAGUAUAUGAAAAUGAACAAAAGUCUUCAGACACGUCAAUUUCCUUUCUGGUAAUGAGAUGCUUAACAGAAGCCUUACCUGAAAACAGGCUGAGCCGUUUACUUCACAAGCACAAAUUUACCGAGGCUGAGAGUUUUGCUAUUCAGUUUGGAUUGGACACUGAGCUUGUUUACAAAGUGAAAUUGAGCUCUAUUUUGGAGAGAUUGGUUUCAGAAUCUGCUAAGGAAGAUGAGCAGUUGGCCUGUUUGAAACUUGUGGCUGAAGCUAAAGAAACCUUAAAUAAAAUAAAGGAUAAGCAGUUUGUGGCUGAGUAUUGCAUCAAUACCCCCUGGCCAACCUAUGAAACUGCUCAGGAAAUGUUGGACUAUACUCAAAGCAGGUACCUGAAGAACAAUGAUGCGACUGCCACCAUGCUUUUGGUUGGGGAUUCAGCGCUUUUUACAGAGGUACUGCGGGCACAAGCAAAACUAACUACUUUUUAUGGAGCAUUUGGACCAGAGAAGUUCAGGUUGAACUCUUUCAUUUUGUGUGUGUAUGGUGGAACGGCUUGGCUUGAAUUUCUGCACAAUGAGGACAUCUUCAGGGACAUCCUUCUACAGCUAAAAGAAGACAAUCUUUCCUCUGCACAGUACCUCUGGCUAAGACAUCAGGCUGACUUUGAAAAUAACUUUGAUGUGAAGAUGCUGGAUGAACUGCUGAGCACAAUCUCUGUUACCACUUCCCUUAAAGAACUGUGCCUGUGGCUGGGGAAUAUUGUCAUUCCUUUCGUAAGACGAGUUUUACCUCAAGGAGAGAAAAGAAUAGCAAAGUGGCUGGAACAAGGGGCACGAAAUCUUGAGUUAACUGAUAAGGCCAAUUGGCCGGAAAAUGGGCUUGAAAUGGCACAGGUGUUUUUUACCAGUCAAGGUGAAGUUGGAUUGGCUUCUUCCUGGCGUUGGGUUCCUUUGAAAGACAAAGAUGAUGAGAUCUGUAGUCUGUCAGACUUGGUCACUACUUUACAAGGCUUGGUGGAUCUCUACAGGAAGUACAACUGUAGGCUGGCCCUCUGCGACUUUGAAAAGGGAAAUGCAAAUACAAUAGUGUUUCGUAUGUUUGAUAAAGUUCUGGCACCUGAACUUGUUCCAGUAAUUUUAGAGAAGUAUAUUGGACCGUACAUCUGCCAUCAUAAUCUACAAAAGGAUGAAAUUCUCUUGCUGUACAUAAAGGACUUGCUGCAGAGGUAUUCUAAAUGGUCAACAUCUGUCUUUGACACUACAUGGGAAGCAAAGGCCAUCGCUGUCUUGGGCUGUAUGUCGGACAUAGAUCUGAUCAUUGAAGGAGUGCUGGCAAUAAUACAUGGUGCUGUGGUUCCCUGGAGUCCAGGGCUAGAGCAGCUGGUGCAGCAAUACUUGCACAUGGAUCACACCAAGGCAAAGCUGCUACAAGAAGGCUACCAGCUGAUGGAAAUGAAGAAACUUUUGCGGAGCUAUGGAAUAAGAGAUACCAACCUCUUAAAUGACAGGCAGUUAAUACGGAUGCUAGUAAAGUACAUUCUUAAGCAAGACACUCCUUCUUCUUUGGAGGAUGCUUUGAAAAUAGUAAAUGCAUAUAUGCUGCCCACUGCUGAAGUCUAUCUCUGGAGGAUUAUGGACCUUAUUGACAAAGAAAAGGGGGAGGAUGUCAUAAGCUUACUCAAGUCUCUGCCUCCUGCUGAAGCUGUGGAAGCUGCAGAGAGGACUGUGAUGUGGGGAAAACUGGAACUGGAAAAAGAAAUGUUUGCCAGCGAAGAAGAACAGAAGGCACAGCUAUACUUGAAAAAAGGCCUUGUGGAAGUCCUCAGAUUUCUGCUUAGUCACCUGAAAGAAAAUCUUGGGAAGAAAGAAGACUGCGAAGCUGAUUUAAACCUGUUUAAAACUCUGAGAGCCUUGCAGGAUAAUUUUGACAUCUGCAUAUCUCCCAAAGAUUAUGAGAACCCAUCACUGAUGUCUCAGCUCCUCGAAGAGAAGAUUGAAACCUAUGAUGCUGUGACGUUUAAAAAACCACAAGAAAAGGAGACACAAGAAAAGGAGACAUGUUUGGAGGACGGUGGGUUAAAGAGGAAAGGGAUGACCCAACAAAGACUUUACAGACUGGGUCAGCUCCUGCAAAGAACAGAGCAUGAGAUGGGAACAGAGUUGGUGCUGAGAGCAUUGGAUACUGGAAACGUUAACAAAGCGCUCCACAUAUGCAGGGAUUUUUAUGACUAUCAUAGCAAUGAACAAACAGGAAGGUUGCUGUUCUUAGCUUGUCAAAAGCUCUGUCACAUACUGGGUUCUGACAGUCCGAUAGUUGGGCCAAAAGGAUUAAAUCUUCCAGCGGUGAUCCACGAAAUGGCAUGUCAAGCUGUGACGCUCUGCAGUCCGGAUCUUCUCUUAGAUGCAUUAGAGCUUUGUAAAUAUACCUCCUUUGCCCAUGAACUUUCUGGAAAGUGCCACAUUGAAGACACUGCAUUUAUAUUGAAGGAGAUGUCUUCUGGAGCUGAGAAAGACCUUUAUCCAGAUUGGGCAUUGGAUGAGUUUUUCACUGAAGAUGGAGCUGUGCUGGACCCUUUAACUGUACUCCCUCCUGCAUAUGAAAUUACUUCUGCCAUUGUGCCUCUGAAAGAACUGAACAUUUAUCCUCUGGACUCUACCAGUUUGACACAUAGCUCAUUUGAACAAGGAAAGAACCUGUGUGUCUUGUGUAUGCAUCCUAUCACUGUCCUGCUCAAUAACCUACAAGAAUGUAGUCAAUAUGAGCUGGCCUUGAAACUAAUCACCACCUCUUCAGGGUCCUUGUUUCAACACAUGACUGCAAGCUUGGCUGCAAAGGUACAUGACCAGGAUGCACAAGAUGCAGAGCAGAGAGCGUUUCUCUAUAAAAUGAUACAGAGCUCGACUUUAGUGACUAAAACCAUUGUUACAGCCCUGUUGCACAAGGUUUUCAAUAGUCAUCCGAUAGAUCACAGACUUGCUCUGGGUUAUUGCACACUGCUGCCAAAAGAAAUUAGAUAUGAAAUGCUCUGGGACAUCAUUAAUAAAACAUCACAAAAUUAUGGCAAAAUUCGGGCUAUUGGUAUUGUUGGCGUGGAGCUGAGCAUUCUCAAUGAUGAGACAAAGGAGCAGAACGCAUUUGAAAACUUAAUCACAGAUGCCGAAUGGGGUAUAGAGCUUGGGAAACUUGGCAUCCCAUUCCAGAGUGUAUUUAGAAUGCCGUCGGUGAGAAAGAAGGAGCUUCUGCGAACUUUGGUUAAGCAUCCAAACGUGGAUACAGAGCUCAUGAUGAAAUAUUGCAGUACUUACCAACUGGAUACUGAUGCAGCGUUGCAGCUGUGCAUUGAAACACACAUCCAGAAUAUCAGUACAGUUCAUGUUGAAGGAGAUGCUUCAGGGGACACUGGGAAAUCACAAACCCAUGGUUUAGUAUUUGCCAAAGCUUUGGAAACAAUUCCUCUUCUGAAUAGCACUUCUGACUUGGUUGUAAAGCUUAGUACAACAUUGCACAAGCUCGAUCCAUAUGACUAUGAGACUAUUGAAAGUCUUCUCAUGAUCAUAGAAAAGGCUGGUGUGCUGGCUGCAGGUGUCCCAUUGGAUUUGGCCCAAGCUCUGAUGCUCAUAAAACACCUGAAAUCUUAUAAAAGAAUUUCCAUUCCUGGAGAUCUGGAACAUCAGUAUGUUUUUGAACAGGCCAUGCAUCUAUCACCAGCUGCUAAAACCAGACUUCCCUUCCAUUUGAUCUUCUUUGGAACUUCAAAGUAUUUCUGGAAAAUUAUUGCUGCAGAGCUAAAUGAGGAAUCAUUCCCAAAACUGCUUCUGAUUUCCAAACUCAUGAAGGUCUCUCUGAAUACGCUCUACAUGUCUGCAGCUGAUUAUGUGUUCCAACAAAAGCUGAAGCCCAAGAUCUUAGAUGCAAUGAAACGUGAAUGUUUGCCAGCAGCUGACAAUGAAACUGCUAAAGCUGUGCAGACCAUUCAGACAUAUUUGCUUUCUAUAGCUAACCCAGAAUGGGCCGCAGCACUUGCCCAUAAGAUGGCUCAAGAACUUCCUGCAGGGCCCAUGAAGGUCCAGGCUUUGAAAGCCUGCAUCAGUUUAGCUGAAAAAUGGCUGACACAUACAACUGUGACGGAUGAAUCUCGGGAGAAGGCCCAAGAAUACCUGAAAAAGCUGCAGAUGCAGCACCGGAGGUCAGCUACAGAGGCAGUACUUAUAGUCCACAAACUGAAUUUGGUGGAUCACCGGAAGCUCCUAGGGAAGCCAGCCAAGCUCAUUGUUUUGCUUUAUCAGCACAACAGCAUUCCUGAAAGGAUUCAGAACCCAAUGGGCAGGGGCUACCCAGAUAUCCAUGCGGCUGCUAAAGAAAUAGCUACAAUUAAUGACUUGGAUUUGAAGAAAAUAUGGAAUGUGCUGUUAGAAAAGUGGCUGUGUCCAAAUGAGCUUCCAAUGGACAAAACUUCAGGAGCCUUUGAAAACAUCCAAGAAGAUGAAGACUUUAAGAGGAUAAUAUACCUCCUUCAGGGUCACCCAGAAGACAGUCGCUUAAGAAUCCUUUAUGAAUGGACAGUGUCAGAAGUAUCUCCUGUUGGACUAAACCAGCUGAAUUUUGCUCACAGAAGCCGAGCUCUGAAGUGCCUGCUCUACUUUGCAAACCCUCCUGCUGUUGAAUCGCUUUUCAAAAAGCCCAUCGAAGAAGUGAAGCAUUUCCUGAAGUGUUUAAUUUACCUUGCUGAGUUUGAAGUCCUGAAUAUUCCGUACACCUAUGAAUCGUUUCAUAGCACGCCCAAAGAGGGAAUGAUCAAAGGAUUGUGGAAAAACCAUAGCCAGAAACCCAUGGCAGUGAAACUGAUGACAGAACUUAGUUUAGAAUACAAAGUGCACGACUCUCUCCUUUGGAAUGGUUUGUUGCAGAAACUGAUGAAUUUCAAAAUGAUCUGUCAACUGAGGAGAGUUUUAAUGGAGAUUGCUGGGAUCUAUUCACUAUGGCAGAUUCCAAAUUUCAGCCGAGCUUGGCAAACUGUCAUUUGGACGCCGUUUCUUUCAGCUGCCUCUCCAUCAAGUCCUAGUCAGUUGGAAGCAUACUUGGAGUCUUUCAGGUUACUGUUGAUGUGUCCUGUCCCGAUUCAUCUCGAUCUCAUUGGGAUUGCAAAGCAGUAUGCCCAGUUAGAACUGCCCGCUUUGGCUUUAGGGUGUCUAUUGCUGAUUUUGCAGCCUGAGAAAAGAACUCAAGCAAUUUGGGGAUUCCUGGCCUCAUGUCAGCUUGAGACGGUUGUACAGCAGGUAGAGGAAUACAUGAGCCACGGUGAGGUAGCUGCUUUUGCUUCACAGAUUAGGCAUUUGAUUUUGAACUACAGAUCAAAAUCUGAAGACAGUCCUGAGAAGAUGCAAUCCCUAGGGAAAACUUACCUUCCACAAGAAAUUAACAUUAAGGGUGAAAACCAGACACAACAAGCAACCAGAACCCUCACUCUGUAAAAGUUGACGCUGUCAAGUCUCUGAAGUCACUUCUGAAGAUCAGUUAUCUUUGUUCCAGUACUUUAAAUCCUAUUUUUCACUAUCCCUAUAUAUCUGUCCGGAAGAAUGUAUCAUUCUGUUAUUUCAUCAAUGGCUGGCAAGUCCAGAGUUCAAUAAAUAUUUUAUUUACCUUC